AUGAGAGUUCUCUUUGACAACAUGAAUGGCGCGACAUGCUCCGAGGGUGUUAGUGACGCGGGCGCCUACCAGGACGCUGAAGCCAAUGAAUUGCUCAGGCUCUGGUACGUCGGCUUCAUAACCUCAUUUCUCGUCACAGCCUGCCAUCGGUUUUAUCAGCCCGGAUUGUUGUACUUCAUUGCCUACUCCGCAAACACCCUCGCGCACUGGCAAGGUAGCACAGCCAUCGCAGCCUCUGUAGCCGGAACGGAUAAUGGCACUUCUGUAGGCGAUAUGCAUACGGUUAUAUUCCUCAUCAUUGAUACUUGUGUCAUGUUUGGCAAAAUUGUACCCCUAUUGCCUCUAUUCGGCUCGGCGUCUACUGCAUCCCACAAGCUUCGAGCCGAUAUCGAUUCGCAAUCCAAUAUCGACUCCGUGGCCAAAGACCACGAUAUCCGUACCCUGAACGUGAAAAACGUUCGCGGUUACGCCACCCUCGUCCGGCAGAAGCCAUCCCUUCUCGCCCGUCCCAAACAUGGACUCAAACAGGCUGUCGGCGACGGCGACAAGUUCGUCAGCGGCGGGCAGAAGCAGCGCGUUACUCUGUGGCGAGCUCUCAUCCGUAACCCCAAGAUUCUUAUCCUUGACGAGGUCAUUGCCUCAGCAGACAGCAUCAUUCCCAUGAACGCCGUGGACUUCAUCAAGGAAGGAACUCAUGCUGACCUGAUCGUACGUAACGGAACUAACGCCAAUCUGGUGAACUUGCGAGACAUCCACGUCGUCAAAGAGGGUGAGCUACCCUCUCGCACCAGCACCGCCGCCGAGUCCUCAGCCCCCUCAAUCAGCAUCGAGAAGCAUGGUGGUGACCCAGUGGAUCUCGCCCAGGCCACCAAGGCGGACAGAUGA
Messenger RNA from Colletotrichum navitas, 885 nucleotides. RefSeq lists its product as uncharacterized. Bases 1 to 885 code for a protein of 294 amino acids. Gene Ontology annotation, molecular function: ABC-type oligopeptide transporter activity; ATP hydrolysis activity; ATP binding. The transcript is spliced from 5 exons. Lineage: Eukaryota; Fungi; Ascomycota; Sordariomycetes; Glomerellales; Glomerellaceae. The record is from RefSeq and is a predicted model, not a curated record. Gene Ontology annotation, cellular component: membrane.